This is a messenger RNA of Anopheles bellator, 1642 nucleotides long. RefSeq lists its product as uncharacterized. The record is from RefSeq and is a predicted model, not a curated record. The transcript has 4 exons. NCBI's taxonomy places the organism in Eukaryota, Metazoa, Arthropoda, Insecta, Diptera, Culicidae. Bases 72 to 1529 code for a protein of 485 amino acids.
ACGUGGUCCCGUGUUCGCCAGAGAGUUUUAAUUCGGAGUGGAACGAAAUAGUGGAAAAGGUUAAACAGCUCAUGCUACAGGAUAAGGAAACAGUUCUGCUGUACGCGGUGAGCCUGAUCACGGAACUGCACCAGCAGUUCAAGAGAAACGAGGUUCUUUUGAAAACGGUGAAAAAUACAAUGGAAGCGAAGGAGAUAUUGCAACGGAACGUGAUUGAUGAAAACUUAAUCACGUCGCACAUCGAAGAAAUAUCGGAAAAAACGGCACCGAUGGAAGACGCUCUUAGCCAGAAACACCAGGCCAUUUCGGCAAAGUGUGCUACGAUUGAUACGAUACGUGCGCAGCUAAAACAAGAUAGCAAAAGUAGCCGUUCAAUGCUCGACGUCAUGAGCAAGCACAUCGGUUCCUUGGACGAAAAGUAUAAAUGCCUUCACCAGGAUUACGAGACGAAUCUGAAGAGGAUGAAUGACAUACACAAGGAACUCGAUACACUGCAAUUGAAACACAGCAAAGCAUUAACCGAUAACGUCGUGGUGGCGAAGGAGCGACAUGAACUGCAGGAAAAAUAUAAUUCGAUGGUAGCUCGCAUUCAACUGACGCUGGCCGAAAAAGAUAAUGAACGUAAGCAACGGGAGCAGGUGCUGGAGAGAGAAAAGCAGCAGUUAGUAGCGAGAAACUGCGAUUCAGAAGGGGAAAUUGCAGCCUUAAAACAACGCAUCGUCGAUCUGGAGACACAAUAUGACAAGCGUAACACUAUUUGUGAUGAGAAGGUGUCUGCGCUGGAGUAUAAAGUCUUGAAUCUCGAAGGCGAAAAAAAGGCACUGCAGUUGGAUAUAAGAAACCUGGAAGAGCAGAUCGUCCGGAAAAACCAAGAGAUGAAAAGUCGUUCAGAUAACAAGCAAAGUAACCAGAAUAUUGUACGCCCUCCAGAAAAUCGUAACUUCGUUGUUCCGGCGGAAAUACAUCCCACAUCCAUCAAGGGCAUCGGGAGUCGUUCGAGUGGAGGGAAAAAUAAACCGAAUAAUGAAGAGGCCGCUGCAAAUACCUUCACUGUUCCGGCGGGUGCACGCCGCACGUUCACUAACCAAACGGAGAGUCUAUCGGACGAAAGACAAAAUAAUCCUAUCAACGCAAAGUCGACAGCAAGCAAGUUCGUCAUUCCGACAGGCAUACGACACCAACUUUUCAAGCAAUCGGACAUAUUUUUGGGUGAAAGACAAAAUAAUGCGACAAACGUACAGCACGCUGCGAUUAACUCGCCUUUUCCAACGGAUGUACGUCGUCCAUUCGCCAGGGAAACGGAGAGUCGCUCGGACGAAAGGCAAAGCAAUCCAACAACUGAUAAAGCCACUGCGAGCUUAACUGUUGUUCCGACGACCGUUCGUCUCCCGUGUUCAAAAAAUCAACAAAUCAAUCGUGCUCCUUCACGAUCUAGUUUCGAUCUUGAUUUGGAGCAUUCAUUUCACUAUGACAACGCGACGGAUGUGCCAAGCAUUUCGCGUAUGCUCACUGCUCGGCAAAAGGAGUAAGGCUACUUCAUUUUUCAGCGCUGGAAAGCACAUUACACUUCAAUUAAAUCUCUAUUAUUAAUGAGCACUCAAAUGUGGUGGUGGGUUAUCGAUAAGGACGAUGCCAAAUUGUA